CCGGUGAGGACGCCUCCGCCAAUGAGAGCGCACUUUUACGCUUCGACGCGGGAGUCGUGGCACCUCCGCGGCGGUGCGCAUCUAGCCGUGUCGCGACGUGUGACGAAACACGGCGAAGGCGAAGGGAUACCAUGGGUGAGGGUAUGCCACCGCGACGGCCAUGGCCGGCUCCAUGGAUCUGUUCUAAAGGCUAACGGUUUCACAUCCGCACGAGAGCGAUAGAAAGUCGGCUCGGUCUUCUCACUCGCCGUGAUUCGUCGCCGAUCGCGCGAUCUGUGUCGGCGUGUGUGUCAUCGCUCGCAUUCGCGGUGUCGUCCCGAGAUCAUCGUGGAUCGAUCAGUUCGCGAGAGAAUUCGAUCGCGGCGAAAUCCCGAAAACCCCUGUGGGACGUAGUCAAACGACGGAGCUGACACGAUGAGUUACUACGGAGAUUACGGGGGGUUCGGAGGAGGCUUGAAAGACGUGUUCGUGAAAGCGGAGGUCGAGGUCAAGCGGUUCCUGCCUUCGCUCUUCAACAUCAAAGUGCUCGGAGAAAAGGGCUCCGGCUUCAGACCGCGGGGUGAGGUCCAGGACUUCAACACGCUGAGACGGGAAUGCCUGGAGACCGGACGGCUUUUCGAGGACUCCGAGUUCCCGGCCACCGACUCGUCGCUGUACUUCUCCCGCAGGCCGGACAGAUACAUAGAAUGGAGGCGGCCGAUGGAAAUCGCGGACGACCCGCAGCUCUUCGUGGAGGGUUUCUCGCGAUUCGACGUGCAGCAGGGGGAGUUGGGAGACUGCUGGCUGUUAGCCGCCGUGGCGAAUCUCACCAUGCAUCCGAAUCUCUUCUUCCAAGUGGUGCCGGAGGAUCAGAGCUUCGAGGAGAACUACGCCGGUAUCUUCCACUUCAGGUUCUGGCAGUACGGCAGAUGGGUCGACGUGGUGAUCGACGAUCGACUGCCCACCUGCCGCGGCGAAUUGGUGUACCUGCACUCGGCCGAGUCCAACGAAUUCUGGAGCGCCCUUCUGGAGAAAGCGUACGCGAAGUUACACGGCUCCUACGAGGCGUUGAAGGGCGGCUCCACCUGCGAGGCGAUGGAGGACUUCACGGGCGGAGUGACGGAGAUGUAUCAGAUGGACCAGACACCGCCAAAUCUGUUCAAUAUACUGUUGAAAGCCUUCGAGAGAAACUCGUUACUGGGUUGCUCGAUUGAGCCCGACCCGAACGUAUUAGAAGCAGAAACACCUCAGGGCCUGAUCAGGGGUCACGCGUACAGCAUCACGCGUGUGAAGCACGUGGAGAUCGAGACGCCGAAUCAACGCGGCACUAUACCUCUGCUGAGACUUCGGAACCCCUGGGGGAACGAGGCGGAGUGGAACGGGCCUUGGAGCGAUCAAUCCCCGGAAUGGAGAUUCAUCCCCGAUCACGAGAAAGAGGAGCUCGGCCUAACCUUCGACGUCGACGGCGAGUUUUGGAUGUCGUUCCACGAUUUCACGCGUUACUUCACCCAGCUCGAGAUAUGCAACUUGAAUCCCGACUCCUUGACGGGGCAUGACCUCGACGCCGGUAAAAAGCGCUGGGAAAUGAGCGUGUUCGAGGGGGAAUGGGUGCGCGGAGUCACGGCCGGUGGUUGCAGGAACUACUUGGAGACCUUCUGGCACAACCCGCAGUAUCGCAUCACGUUGGAGCAUCCUGACGACGACGACGACGACAAGUGUACCGUGAUCGUGGCUCUGAUGCAGAAGAACAGGCGAGCACAGAAGCGGAUGGGUGCCGAUUGCCUCACUAUCGGAUUCGCGAUAUAUCAUUUGGAGUACCCGGACAGACAGCCGAAACCGUUGGACAUCAACUUCUUCAAGUACAACGCGUCCGUCGCUCGUUCGCCGGCAUUCAUAAAUCUACGAGAGGUCACGUGUCGCUUUAAAUUACCGCCCGGUGUAUAUUGCAUAGUUCCGAGCACCUUCGACCCGAACGAAGAGGGUGAAUUCCUGCUGAGAAUCUUUUCCGAGAACAAGAACAAUAUGGAGGAAAACGACGAGGAAGUCGGUGUCUGCGAUGUCGACGACAGGGUACGCGAUGAACCCGAACAGGAUGGUAAUACCGAAAAGGUCCGGGAAUUCUUUAAGAAGCUCGCCGGCGACGACUUGGAAGUGGACUGGAUGGAACUCAAAGAUAUCUUGGAUUUCGCCAUGAGGAAAGAGUUACCGCAGUUGGCGCAUCGUAGCGAGGCACAUGUCCCUGAAACUGUUGAAGGAAAUGGUUCGUUUGUCGACACUCUCAUCUCACUGCUGUGCGGCGUUGUUUGUAAUAAUGAACAGUACAAUAAGCCCGUAGACACUCGCGACAAAGGAUUUAGCAAGGACAUAUGUCGCAGCAUGGUCGCGAUGUUGGAUGUCGAUCAUUCCGGAAAGCUUGGCUUUGAAGAGUUCAAGACGUUGUGGAAUGACAUCCGAAGAUGGAGGGCUGUUUUCAAACUGUACGACAGAGACGAAUCAGGCCACCUGAGCGCGUUCGAGCUGAGACAGGCGUUAAAUAGCGCCGGGUAUCGUUUGAACAAUCAUAUUCUCAACAUUUUGGUUCACCGUUACGGCACCAAGGAUGGCAGAAUUACGUUCGACGAUUAUAUAAUGUGCGCUGUCAGGCUCAAAACAAUGAUCGACAUUUUCAGGGAGAGAGAUCCAGACCAAACCAACACGGCCACGUUCACAAUGGAAGAAUGGAUAGAGAAGACGCUUUAUUCGUAAUAACGUAUUAUAUAUAUAAAUAUGUACAUUCGCUAUAAUCCGAUUUUACCUCAGACUUAACCGACUCUUCUCGUAACAAUGUGAUGACAAAACACUUGCAAUUGCGAAUGAGAUCUAUUUUUUACGGAAAGAAGAGAAAGUAGUUUCUAAAAAUGUAAUUUGCCAGACGGCGUGCGCAUAUCCGCACGUUCGUUUGUCUUCAUUUCUCCGAAACGAUAUUACAAAAUAAGAAAACGUCCAGUUUAAAAGAGAUCUUCGCGGUAUUUAUAUAUAUAUAUAUAUAUAUAUGUUUUACGGAAAGAACUAAUGUAUUUGUAAUACAAUUAAUAUCUAAUAAAAUUUCCAGUCUGUUUUUCAA
Dinoponera quadriceps is the source of this 3082-nucleotide messenger RNA. It is a transcript of the gene Calpb, whose product is annotated as calpain-A-like. The coding region runs from base 415 to 2724 and encodes 769 amino acids. Gene Ontology annotation, cellular component: cytoplasm. The transcript has 14 exons. The record is from RefSeq and is a predicted model, not a curated record. Gene Ontology annotation, biological process: proteolysis. NCBI's taxonomy places the organism in Eukaryota, Metazoa, Arthropoda, Insecta, Hymenoptera, Formicidae. Gene Ontology annotation, molecular function: calcium ion binding; calcium-dependent cysteine-type endopeptidase activity.